Molecule: messenger RNA, 1720 nt
Organism: Zerene cesonia (dogface butterfly)
Lineage: Eukaryota; Metazoa; Arthropoda; Insecta; Lepidoptera; Pieridae
Exons: 7
Coding region: 514-1488 (324 amino acids)
Biological process (GO): synapse organization
Cellular component (GO): neuron projection membrane
Source: RefSeq, a predicted model, not a curated record
GGCCACCCCAACGACGCUGCGCAAACAAACACUGCAGGCGUAUGCGCACACGUGGGCCGCAAACAAUGCGCUAGCAGGAGCUUCCCCGGGUUUGAAACCUACGGCAGCGGUAGGGUUCCGGGCCUCGGGCUGGCAGCUACACGCCAGUGCGUGUUCAGUUGAGCCGUGGCCGUGGAUCGCACGUGCGGUGCGCGGUGUGCCGUUAGUGCGUAGUUACUAGUGUGGCGCGGGACUUGGGAGAAACGCGCGCGCGCACGAAGGGACGCGAGAGGGUGACGCGCCGUGCUGAUAAAUAUUGAUGGAAAUCGAUCGUCAAGAUGCUGGACGCUAUUUCGUUAAAGUUGGGAGUUGUGUGAAAAACUGCACCAGUUGUAUUAAUGACACUGUGAUCGCUGCAUCUGUGACGACUAGUGGACCAAGAAUAGCUUUAGUAUCAGUCAAUAACCGUGACCGGUGUACGUGUAGUGACCACCGAGUGAUCUGUGUGUGCGCGACUGUGUACAAUCAUUGACAAUGUGCGUGUGUGCAUCUCUGCUCUUGCUCGCCGCAUUGCCGGCUUUUGCAGGCCCCCGAGGAGGAGCGGCGUUGAGGCUGACCGCCGCGGAACCGCCGGCCUUUGCCUUGAAUCAGCAUACAGCGCUGGUAGCCCGUGCGGGCGACAGCGCCGCGCUGCGCUGCAAGGUGCUGCGACUUGCUGACCGCGCUGUGUCGUGGGUCCGCUCAAGCGACUUGCAGAUCCUGACGCACGCCGGCGCGGUGUUCACGGCGGACUCGCGCGUGUCCUGCGCGAGCGCGCGCGAUGCGGGUCCCGGGCUUGCCGCGCCCGACGCCGACGACAUCCUCACCUCGGAGGAGGACUGGGACCCCUACGCGAGCGUGCACAUCCUGCGCAUAGAGCGGCUCAGACUCGGCGACUCGGGCCGCUACGAGUGUCAGAUCAAUACGGAACCUAAACUCAGCUUAUUCUACAAUCUUACCGUAAUAGAUACAGCGCUGCCCGAGGUGUUAGUGAUGCCGGUGGGCGGCAGCGUGGCGCGCGGCGCGCUGGGCGGCGCGGCGCGGCUGGCGUGCGAGGCGCGCUACGAGCCCGCGCCCGGCUCGCGCCUCGCGCCAGAUGCCGUGGCCGCGCUGCCGCCGCUGCGCCUGCGCUGGACGCACAAGGGGGAGAUGCUCGAUCCUCAGAGUUCGCGAGGCGGCAUCUCGCUGGACACGGAGCGGUGGGCGGGGCGCGCGGUGUCACGCCUGACGCUGGCGCAGCUGACGGCGGCGGACGCGGGCCGCUACUCGUGCGCCGCCGCCGGCGUCAGCGCCGACCUCUUCGUGCAUCUGUACCGGGACGGCGCUGAUGAUCAGGAGUACGAUAUUAUUGACGGAGAAAUGGAGAUGCAGCGCGAUCAGGCAGAGUCGAGGGUCAGCGCUGCGAAUCUCGUUUACAGUAGCGGCGUAAUCUUAACAGCAAUUUGUUUGCUGCGAACGGUUGUUACGUGACAGUCACUUUACAACUCCACGGCCAUCCAGGCCACUAAUAAUAUAAGGCGGAAGAUAAACUUCUAGGGUUACGGGGUAUAUUACGUUCAUACAUAAAAACGAUGGAUAAAACCGAACUCGAUGUAAAUAUUGUACAGUUAUUUAAUGAUGUAAAUAAAUUAUUGAAUGAAAACUGUUGCGUUUGAUUUGAGUGAGAGAGUGGGCGGGCUGGCGCGCGCGAGCCACGCGCUGC